GCGCAUCUUUCGAACUCUGUUGUUGCAUUUAACGGUGUUGGUUUAAUUCGUGUUCGUGUCCCAGGUAGUCGUUCCAAACGAGUAAAGUUCAACUACUAAACGUAUUGUGAUUGAAACUUGGUCUUUUUUCUACAAACAGGACCAAUGACAUUUCCAAUCUGUACAGAAAGUAAUCACGCUCCAUUCAAAGACCAGAUUGACGAUGAGACCGUAAUGUUUGAUCUGGACAUGAGCAUGGAUACUUUACCUGAUACACCCCUAAAGAAUGAUGAUGGUGACUCUGAUACACAAAAGACUCGGACAAAUCAAUCCAGUAAUUCCCUUUCCGCUACUCCUUCAAGACGUGAAGGUAAAGUGAAGUCAGACAUGUCUCGUUCUGCUUCAACCUCAGGACUUAUUGAUAAUGUUAGCCUGGAGGAUAUUUACGAGUACGACUGGGCUGAUAGUGAUUCUGAAUCUCCCGGUGGGAAACAUGAGAAAGAGUCAUAUAUAGUUCAAGAAGUUCUUGCAGACUUUUUGAAGGUUAAAUCCUUCAAACGCAAGUACCCCGAUCUAGCUAGGCGCGCUAUGGAUGCUUAUGAACGAUCGUGGUUACAGCAAGAGGGGAUCGUUCCUGUUGGUCGUGCAGACCUUGGCCUCACAGCACUGAAAACUGAUGAUGUUAUGAAACUGUUACAACAAGACUACCCAGAGAUACAUAUUGCUCUAACGGAUUUAUUUCGUCGACGAAAAUUUAAAACAGCUGUUGAAAAUCAAAAGCGUCAGUAUGAAGCUGCUCGCAUUGAACGUGGCGAAGCUCGAGCUGAAGCAGCUCGUAGACGAGCAUUAGAUUCUGCUGCUGAUUACAAUCACCGGUUGAUUUCUGAACGUUUAAGUUCAAGACGUUGUUAUUGGGAUUUACAAACAAUGCAAAUUCACAUUCCUCAAAGAAUGUAUAAAUUACUGGAAUAUCCAACUUUCCCGAAUGGUGCAUAUCCUGUGGCAGUUAUACCUGGACAAUUUGCAGAAUAUUUUGUAAGCUAUACUCCUGAACAAUUAUCAUAUCUACCAUUAUCACGUGUUCUAUAUCCACAUCCAUUACGAAAGCAUAGAAAUCCACCUCCUCUUCCUACAACACUACGAUUUGGUUCGAUUAAACCGAAAGUCAACUUGCCUAAUAUGUCUUCUUGUGAUUUAAAUGAUCAAAAUGCCUUAGGUUUAGAUCAUUCUAGAUUUAUGGACUCAUUAAACCAUCAAACUAUGAACACAAUGGAAGGUCAGCGAACUAGACAUACAAAUGGAUCACUAUUAUCAAAUGUUACCAGUUCAAACAUGUUAUCUGGUGGUGGUGUUGGUGAUAAAUCAUCAAUUUCUGAUGUAGAAACAGAUAAUAAAACCCAUAAUUCAAUAUAUCGACGAUUCAAGACAAAUGCAGAAAUCAACACAGACAAUAACCCUAUUUGUGUUGUAUGUGGUCAAUUAACUACCAAUUAUAUACGUUGUUCUGAGUGUAAACUAAUCGGUCAUCCAAAAUGCUUGGAUAUACCUGAUUCUAUGUUAUCAGGUGUGAAAAGCUAUGAUUGGACAUGUUUAGAGUGUAAACGAUGCGUAGAAUGUAACGAUUCCGGUCAAGAAGAUCAAAUGAUGUUUUGUGAUCGUUGUGAUCGUGGUUAUCAUGCAUUUUGUGUUGGUUUAGGACGAAUUCCUAAUGGAAAUUGGGAAUGUUUAUUGUGUGAAUCAUUGCCAACACCGCCUAGGAAAGGACGUCCUAGAAAGAAUAGACCUAAAGAUUCAGAUGAUUUACCAUGGGGUUAUAGUGUAAGGAAACCGCGUAAAUCAAUGCUGAAGCGGAAACUUUAUCAAACAACAAGUAUCAGUGAUAUCAAAGACACGUCAUUGGUAGUACAUAGUUCCAAUAUUCAAUCAGGAGGAGGAGGAGGAGUCACUAGUGCUGACGGAGUAGUAGUACCUACUAAACGACGUCGAGGUCGUCCACCGACAAAAAAUCGCAUUAUUGCAUCACUUCCACCUCCAUCAUCUCCAUAUUUUUCAAAUUCAACUAAUUUUAGUCCUCGUUCGGAAGUCUCGAUACCUCCACCAGCUUCUCCAUCUACACCAUUAUCGAUCAAAAUGUCUAUUCCUGACAACGAAUCAUCAAAAGUAUGCUCGGUUGUUAACACUGUUCCUACCAAAAUAGAAUCUUCUGUUGAGGAAAAAAUUGAUAUUUCUGACAAUUCUGAACAUUUAAAACCGAAUAAUGUUAAUAAUGAUAAUAUUAGCACUAAUACAAUUGAUCAAAAUGAAAAUAACACUGAGAAACAUGCUAGUGACAUGCAAAUUCCUUCAACAAAUCUACCUGAUCUGAACAAUAAUGAAAACUAAUGCUAACCAUGCAAUAAACUUGUGUUGACCAUUAAUUUUUUCUACUCCCUUCAACCUUUGUAUAUUUAUCCUUUGUACUUGAAAUAUCCUAAUUUCGUUUUUUAAUAAAUAAUAUUCAAUUACA
Molecule: messenger RNA, 2485 nt
Organism: Schistosoma turkestanicum
Lineage: Eukaryota; Metazoa; Platyhelminthes; Trematoda; Strigeidida; Schistosomatidae
Source: the annotation of a GenBank genome assembly